AUGGAAGAGAAGCCCGAUCAGGUGUUAAGAACCCCCCCUGUGGAGGGUCUCCCUGCAGGGGAAGGAGUGCAGCAAGAUGCCGCUGAGGAAGAUGCCGCUGAGGAAGAUGCUGCUGAGCAAGAGGCAGAUAAGCAAGCGGACGAGGGAGGUGGAGUCCCCCCAGGAAGUAACCGACCCCACGUAACCGCUAAAAAAGAGAGCGUAGAAGAGGCCUUCAAAAUUGUACAAGAGCAAAUAGAUAAAGAUAUGGCCCUCGCUGAUGAUGCGUCGAGGGCCAUUAUGAUGUUAAGCGGGGCGCAUCACUUAGAUCAGUGCAAGGAGUCAGUGCAGGGAGUCGAGGCGGGGGGAAAGACCCCCUCUGCUGGGAAGAAUGACAUGAGAGAUGGGGGCAAUGAGAAUUGUACCGCAAGCAGCGCAGAUGCACAGGGUAGUGGCGAGAACACCAAGAAGGCUAUGGGUGAUAAGGCUGAAGUAACACAUGAUGGUGAAGCCAACAACACGGGGAAGGAUCCCCUGCACAGGGAAUCCAUGAUGAACCGUGAUGACUGUGAAGAUGACGAUAGCAACUCCGAUGUGGACACGUGGUCAAACGUGAGCUACCUGUCGGUGGAUGAGGCCAGCCCGUACAACGAGGCGGCCGAGGUGUACACAGCUUCGCCGAAGCAGGAGCAGACAAAGUGCACGAGGGAGGAGAUGAGGCGGAAGAUGCUGAAGAGCGACGAGGAGGCGGAGCGCCAGGCACAGGAGGCGCGGCAGCGGCGGGAGCCAUCUCCAGGGGAGCAGCACACAGGGGAGCAGCAAACGGGGCAGCAGCAUACAGUGGAGCAGCCAACAGGGCAGCCUCCUCCGGUGAUGGCCUCUCCCCCCCUAACCGCGCUUACUGAGGCAACCCAGGCCGACCUGUCAAAGCAGCUGUCCCUGAACGCAAUCGACAAGUCGUUCAUACAAAUCCCGUUGAAAUGUAUUCUGAACUCUUUCCGAAAUAUUCAGAAGGAGCUAGAGAAAAAUUUCACCAUCAUCACGCUGUUCAUAGAGAAGAAGCUACUGAACUUAACGGACGAGAUUUACCUGAACAAGCUGAAUACGAUUAUCGAAAAAUUGCAAUCAUUACGGAGCAAAGUCAUCGAAUCAAAGAUGCUUCUAGACAAAUAUGUGAACCGUUUGGCUAGCCGACUCAAGUACAUUUAUUUUGAGGGAGAUAUCCAGCUGGAAAAUUUAAAGCAUGACUUUCGCUUCGAAAUGUAUGAAAAUAGAAUUAAUUGGCUAGUCGACGGGUUCUUAUCUAGAUACGGGUUCUUUGACACCGUAGAAGUAUUUUCAAAAAGGUACAAAUUGGGGAACUACUCAGAUGCACAUGUCUACAAGGAAUAUCUAGACAUCAUAACGGAGCUAAAGAAUUACAACAUCAAACCGGCACUAGAGUGGUGUCAAAAAUACAAGUCUCAAUUAAAAAAAAUCGAUUCAAAUGUAGAAGCAGAGCUGCAUCUACAAUGUGUCAUUAGUGUAAUUUCGGAGAACAAAUUUUUUGAGGCCAUUGAGUAUAUAAAAAAAACCGUCUCCAAACCAGAUGAGCAGAUCUCUGCAGAUGUCAAGUUCCUCGUGACGUACAUUGGGCUGUAUGGAUCGAACGAGAAGAGACACACCACUGAUAUGUUAAAUCGAUUCAAUCGGAGGAGAUGGAGUAAAGUCAUAAAAUCUUUCCAGGAGGUUUACUCAGAAAUAACGGGCGUGCUGAACAAGCCUCUGCUGGAGCUGCUACUCAAGGCUGGCAUUUCAGUGGUGAAAACGGAGCAGUGUGGAAAGCAGAAGUGCACAAAAUGCCCAACGUGCAUGGACGAGCUUAGACAGACCAUCAACGACGUCCCACACAUACAGAAGACCAAGAGCUUUCUCGUUUGUCCCUACACCAGUGAAGUCAUGGACGAGAAGAACCCCCCCUUCACCACCCCCGCGGGCCGCGUCUUCUCGGAAAAGGCUAUUUCCCUGUUCGUUAAGUCGGAAGAAGUGUUCGAGUGCCCCAUCACAGGGGAGAAGUAUCGCAUGCAGGACCUGUCGCGGCUGUUCAUUUGA
Molecule: messenger RNA, 2070 nt
Organism: Plasmodium inui San Antonio 1
Lineage: Eukaryota; Apicomplexa; Aconoidasida; Haemosporida; Plasmodiidae
Exons: 1
Coding region: 1-2070 (689 amino acids)
Biological process (GO): proteasome-mediated ubiquitin-dependent protein catabolic process
Cellular component (GO): nucleus; cytoplasm; GID complex
Molecular function (GO): ubiquitin protein ligase activity
Source: RefSeq, a predicted model, not a curated record